This is a messenger RNA of Perognathus longimembris pacificus (Pacific pocket mouse), 2831 nucleotides long. RefSeq names its product actin related protein 1A (gene Actr1a). Lineage: Eukaryota; Metazoa; Chordata; Mammalia; Rodentia; Heteromyidae. The transcript is spliced from 11 exons. The coding region runs from base 107 to 1237 and encodes 376 amino acids. The record is from RefSeq and is a predicted model, not a curated record.
CUCCCCGGACGUCGUGUACCGGUGGCUAGACUGCGCAUGCGUUUCCGUGGCGUUAGCAUCGGACCCGGCUGGCAGUUCCUUCCUCGGAAGGAGAGAUUCCUCUGCUAUGGAGUCCUACGAUGUGAUCGCCAACCAGCCUGUUGUGAUCGACAACGGAUCCGGUGUGAUUAAGGCUGGUUUUGCUGGUGAUCAGAUCCCCAAAUACUGCUUUCCAAACUAUGUGGGCAGACCCAAGCAUGUUCGUGUCAUGGCAGGAGCCCUUGAAGGCGACAUCUUCAUUGGCCCCAAAGCUGAGGAGCACCGGGGGCUGCUGUCCAUUCGCUACCCCAUGGAGCAUGGCAUUGUCAAGGACUGGAAUGACAUGGAGCGCAUCUGGCAAUAUGUUUAUUCAAAGGACCAGCUGCAGACUUUCUCAGAAGAGCAUCCUGUGCUCCUCACUGAGGCACCUCUAAAUCCAAGGAAAAACCGAGAACGAGCUGCUGAAGUGUUCUUUGAGACCUUCAAUGUGCCAGCUCUUUUCAUCUCCAUGCAAGCUGUGCUUAGCCUUUAUGCCACAGGCAGGACCACAGGUGUUGUGCUGGAUUCUGGGGAUGGUGUCACCCAUGCAGUGCCUAUUUAUGAGGGCUUUGCCAUGCCUCACUCAAUCAUGCGCAUUGACAUCGCUGGCCGAGAUGUCUCUCGCUUCCUCCGCCUCUACCUGCGUAAGGAGGGCUAUGAUUUCCAUUCAUCCUCUGAAUUCGAGAUUGUGAAGGCCAUAAAAGAAAGAGCCUGCUACCUGUCCAUAAACCCUCAGAAGGAUGAGACGCUAGAGACUGAGAAGGCCCAGUACUACCUACCAGAUGGCAGCACCAUUGAGAUUGGUCCCUCCCGAUUCCGAGCUCCUGAGCUACUGUUCAGGCCAGACCUGAUUGGUGAGGAAAGCGAAGGCAUCCAUGAGGUUUUGGUAUUUGCCAUCCAGAAGUCGGACAUGGAUCUGCGGCGCACACUUUUCUCCAACAUUGUCCUUUCUGGGGGCUCCACCCUGUUCAAAGGUUUUGGAGACAGACUACUGAGUGAAGUGAAGAAACUAGCUCCAAAAGACGUGAAGAUCAGGAUAUCUGCACCCCAGGAGAGACUGUAUUCUACAUGGAUUGGGGGCUCUAUCCUCGCCUCCCUGGACACCUUUAAGAAGAUGUGGGUCUCCAAGAAGGAGUAUGAAGAAGAUGGUGCCCGAUCCAUCCAUAGGAAAACCUUCUAAUGUUGAGACAUCUUCACCUCUCUCUGAAGUUAACUCCACGUUAAAACUCGCUUUCUUGAGACGGAGUGUUUGGGAGGAACUGCCUGUGUGUGUGAGUGCGUGUGUGGAUACGAGUGUGUGAACAUAAUGUGAGUGCCGUGUGGCCCAGGGAUCCUCAGGCCCAGAAAGGACGAUGAACUACCAUGAUGGCGACGGCCUCAGGCCUGGGGUUGACCACUACCUGGCCUGUCAGGGACCCCACUCCUUCCUCAGCUGGGCUUUUGGCUGGCUGUGUGAGGCUGCGGCUACCACCAUAGGGAGACCUUGCUGCUGCCCUUCCUAGGCUGGGCUGGCCCCACCCCCCCCGCCCCCAGGGUGCCCCGAGGCCUGGAGCAGUGCCACCUCCCCUCCUUCAGCAUUAUGCUCUCCAUGCCUCUGGAUCAUGCACUGAGGACUGGGGCUGGGAUUCAGUUCUGAUUGUGUUCUAGUUUGGGUUUCGGUGGCUGGGAAACCACUCAGCAGUGGGUACAGAGACUCUCGGGUCAGGAGAGAGCAGGAUAGCUUCCCACCCACCUGGGGGGCCAGGACUACACUAGGCAUUUGAGGACAGCAGGAGUCUGACUGGCUACAGACUGGCUCUUAAGUGCCAGUCCCAUCCAGGGGGGGCUUGGGAAAGCUUAAGAAGGGGCCUGUUGGCUCCAGGUCCUGUUCCUUGCUUCUCAUCCGUCCUUGUUGCAAUGCCAUCUUAAGUUUUAUUUAUUGAAGUGUUUUUUUUUUUCAGUAAGCAGACUGAGGGGAGUAAGGGGGUACGCUGCCUCCUACUCACCAGUCACCGUGCUCAUCCUGAUGUUUACAUCACCUAGGCUUAACGUAGCACCCAGGGCCCACCACUCCCUGCUGACGGUGAGCUGAUGAGCUGACAAUAUGUAUCCGUAGGCCUUGGGGCCCUCUGAGAUUGGAGGCUAUAACACUCAAAGGCACCCCACCAGCCUCUUUGGUUCUCCCUCCCCCACUUGCUCACUGUCCUGGAACCAACAGGCUGGUUGCUAGAAAUGGGAAAAGGAAAAGUCGUAUCAUUUGGCAGAGGCCCCUUUAUAGGGAGAAAUGUAGGAAUCCUUAGAGAAUGCUGCCAUUGACCACGUUGCCUUCUGUCCCUCCAGCUGACCAGGACUAGGUUCAAGGGGCAGAGCGGCCCCCUCUGAGUUGAUCAUGUGCCACUCCUGAUUUUGGACCUGUUUGGAAAGGGUCCAGACCAAAGUGCCAGGAGCUCAGGCCUUGGUUCCUAGCCACUAUCUAAGGGCCUUCAGUCCAGAUGGUAGAAAGCUGGGGAGCCUGUCUUCACUGGCAUCUUCACCUGAGACACCAAGCCCCACUCCAGGCCCAGGUUCCAGGCAGUAUUCUCCCCCACCCCACGCCGUCCUAUGACCAAAGGCCCCUGGCACAUGUGGGCCAAGCAGGUGUGUGUGAAAGCGAUGUGGCGACCUGUGGACUGCAGUGCGCUUAGCCAGCUCACCUUCCUUCUCUUAGCCCAAGCCCGUCCCUCGCACAGCCUCGCACAAACCACGUUGCCUGGUGGGGCCCUGUGUACUUAAAUAAAGUCGUUCCAAUAGACAUA